Messenger RNA from Bradysia coprophila, 1071 nucleotides. Its product is annotated as alpha-tocopherol transfer protein-like. Lineage: Eukaryota; Metazoa; Arthropoda; Insecta; Diptera; Sciaridae. The record is from RefSeq and is a predicted model, not a curated record. Gene Ontology annotation, cellular component: membrane. Gene Ontology annotation, molecular function: phosphatidylinositol bisphosphate binding.
GUACCUACAGUCAGUUUUUGUUUAUCUCUCAAACGAUUCAGAUAUACGGUUUGUUUGCAUCACCACCAUCGUAGAGCUUUCUUUAUACAUUUGAAUUGCGUUUAUUACAAUCGUAAUAUUGAAAGUAGUGUAGUGAAACGAACCGAGCUGUUUGCUGUGCUGGAUACGAAUUCGAAAUUUCUUUUGAUCAUUUGAAGACGUUGAAAAUAUGAGCGAGAUACUGUUUGCUAAAUAUGACAAAGAAUUGAAAGAGUUCCAGGAGUGGCUGAAUUCCAAGCCUCAUCUACCUGCAAAUAUCGAUAAACUCCUACUGUUGCGGUAUCUCAACGUGAACGACUUCAAUUUGGAGGAAGCAAAGAAAUUGUUGCUGCUUAACCUGGACAUGCGCAGAGACAAUCCCAACAUAUUUGCGAAUCGCGACGUAUCGGACGAUGCAUUCCAACGAAUCCACCACACCUUGCAAAUAUUUCCAAUGCCAAGAAAUACAUCGGAAAAUUUCAAAAUUUCAAUAUCUCGCUUGGUCGACACGAAUCCAGACAAUUACGUUUACCUAGAUUUAGUCAGAGCUGUUGUUUCAAUGCUAGACACACGCUUCGUUACGCUUGACAGUAAUGAGCUGAUUAAUGGUGAAAUUGGAAUCAUUGAUAUGAGUGGUUUCGGCUGGAAGCAUUUCAUGAAAACUGCAUCGAAUAUAUCGAUCAUGAAGAAGUACAUGCGAUAUGUGCAUGAGGCGGUUCCGUUCAAAGUGGUUCAAAAUCACUUCGUUAAUUGUUCGCCAACAAUGGAACGGCUGAUUUCGUUUAUGAAACCGUUCAUGAAGCAGGAAAUUCUCGAUUCGAUUAAGUUUCACAGCAGCACGGAAACAUUGUUCGAGUAUAUUCCGAAGGAUCUGCUGCCCGAUGAAUUUGGUGGGACGGCCGGAAAGUGUGACGAUCAUCACAAGAAUUGGUUGAAAGUUGUUGAGAGCAAACGUGACUACAUCAUGAACGAUAAUAACUGGAUGGUCGUGGAUGAACUCUGAUCGUGAUCGAUGGUCGUAUCCAAAUAUCAAAUGUGAUAAAAUAAAAUUGA